This is a messenger RNA of Lactuca saligna, 471 nucleotides long. NCBI's taxonomy places the organism in Eukaryota, Viridiplantae, Streptophyta, Magnoliopsida, Asterales, Asteraceae. The record is from the annotation of a GenBank genome assembly.
AUGACCAUUCCAUCUGCGAAUGUACAAGCUGCUAAAGCACAACUGUGCUUUAGCAGCUUAAAAAAAACACCUGCGAAUGUACAACCUGCUAAAGCACAGUUGUGCUUUAGUAGCUUGUACAUUCGCAGAUGGAAUGGUCAUUUCGCUGAUGAGUCAAUUCCAUCUGCGAAAUUGAAGGAAAGAACACGCCUCUUCUUUGAUAUUCAUCGUCGAUCGUUUUAUUCUUUUCUUCAUCAAGAUCGGAGAUUUGAAUUUUCGUUCAAGAGGAGUCGUACAACAACAAAAUAUAUAUUGACAAAACUGAAUGUUCUAAUGGAAACCAAAGGUGGGAAAAAGUCUAGUAGUAGUAGUAGUAGUAAAGCGUUUUAUGAAGCUCCCCUAGGAUACAGCAUUGAAGACGUUCGCCCAAACGGAGGAAUCAAGAAAUUCAGAUCUGCUGCUUACUCCAACUGCGCUCGCAAACCAUCCUGA